Messenger RNA from Pogonomyrmex barbatus (red harvester ant), 1820 nucleotides. RefSeq names its product DREAM core complex component lin-52 (gene lin-52). NCBI's taxonomy places the organism in Eukaryota, Metazoa, Arthropoda, Insecta, Hymenoptera, Formicidae. Gene Ontology annotation, biological process: regulation of DNA-templated transcription. The record is from RefSeq and is a predicted model, not a curated record. Gene Ontology annotation, cellular component: DRM complex.
CGAACGACGGGAACGCCGAAAAGCGGAAAAUGUCUACAUUCUGCAGCAGCAAGCCGAGUUAACGAAGGAACUGCAAAGGGGAGAGGCACUGCGUGAGAACGAUACGUAACGAUUGACACGCGUGAUUGUUAACUUUGUUAUUCGAGGAUUUUCAUAAGGAAUAAAACAGCUGUGUGUAAAAUAUCUUUGAUAUCGCUCGGUUUUCACUCCAUUUCGUAUAUGCGCGUCGAGCACCUGUUAAGUGUCCUCCUCUGGGAACAUUUGAGUAAAUUUACAGCUUUUGCGCGGGCAUUAUGGCUGCCGACGAAGCGGUGGAACAACCGGAUUUAUCUUGCAUAGAGGAGAAUCUCAUGAGCUUAGAGAAAUUGGAUAGAGCAUCUCCAGAUUUAUGGCCUGAGCAAAUUCCAGGUGUACAUGAGUUUGUUGCUCAAAAUUCACCGCAGACAGAACCAUGUUUUUGGGCUGCGAUGUCGCAGGAUGACAUAAGCCAUGUGCAUCAACUGGGUAAUUUGUCAAUGACCGGGCUUAUCUCGGAAGUGAAAAGACUGCACGAUUUGGCUUAUCAGCUGGGUCUAGAAGAGGCUAAGGAAAUGACACGCGGAAAAUAUUUGAAUAUAUUUAAACAUAAAUAACUUAUUUUAAUUUGCAAACAAAAAUUUAUAAAUGCAAUAUUAUAAUUGGCGUUUAAAAAAAAUAGAUAUUUUUAUAUUUUUCCGAACUUAAGAAUUCUCCAAGAUCCAUCUUGUGUAUCUCUGUACAUUUACAAAAGCGGAUGGAAAAAUGGUGCUUGAGUCACAACUAGACCCAUAUGAUAGGACUCCAACCUGAUUAAAAAGAAAGGAAAAACAUAAAUAUGUGAACUACACGUAUCUGUAGUAUAUAUAAAUAUUUAUGUUGGUAACAUACCAGGAAAUAUGUGUCCGCAUAUCUGUAUAACAGAGGACUACCACUGUAACCUGAGCAAGGUUCACAGUUGCCUUUGGCGCAUAAUUCGACAGAUAGAGCUUGGCUUAAAUAGUCCGAGCACUGCUGCUUAGGUACGAGUUCUAGUUGUAAUGACUGUUGCGUCAAUGGUUGCGCUGAAUCACAGGGUUACAGCAUUUGAACAUUACAUAAACACAGCUUACAAUUUAUGCUUUAGUUUGUUCUAUUAAUACCUUUUUGACCUGACAAUUUUCCCCAGCCGACGACAGUGCAUGUACUUCCUAAGCUGACGUAUCUGUCUUCCGGUAUAAAGCAGAUUGGUUGAGCUGUGGCUGAAGAAGAUCGGAUAUCUUGCAUUUCAUUGAGAUUGUGAUCGUCACAGCGCCUUCAAUACGUCAUACAUUUAAGAAUUGUACAUACCUGUAAAAUCGAUGGCCUUCUUCAAGCGAAGUAAGGCGAUGUUGUUGGAGAAACUUGCGGCGUCGUAGCCCGGAUGUUUUAUUACGUACGAUAUGUCGUGGCUACUGGUAUUGCGUCCGCAAAAUAACUUAUUGCAAUCUGGAUCCGUCUCUGUAUUAUAUUCACCAAUAAGCACAGAGCAUCUAAACACGAACGAGGAUUAUCGUAAUUAUUGCAUGCUACAAUAUUUAAUGCUGUUAUACGAUCGAAAAUCUGAGUAACGAUAAUUCGUUAUAUUUUAUUUUCGACUGCUAUACGUACAAUUUGUAUCUGUCCGACUUCGCGAGUGCGCAUGUAGUUGUAGUCAAUACAGUACGCUCAUUAAUAAUCACGCCAUUGCACGAGUAUUUGAUUUCACCCGUUAAUGUAUCUAAAAGAGAAUUCUUGCUAACAGAGUUUGAAAACGCAUGUCUUAUAUAAUAAAAGAAAUACAUCUA